Oryza sativa Japonica Group (Japanese rice) is the source of this 1614-nucleotide messenger RNA. RefSeq lists its product as uncharacterized. Lineage: Eukaryota; Viridiplantae; Streptophyta; Magnoliopsida; Poales; Poaceae. The record is from RefSeq and is a predicted model, not a curated record.
CCCAUCCAAAACUUUUCUACUUACAUAAAAUCCUAACUUUUUUUCCCAAACUACCAACUUUCUCUAAACUUCUCUCUAAUUUCAGAAACUAAACACAGCCUUGGUUUAGUUCUCAAUGUUUUCUUCAAACUUCCAACUUUUCCAUCACAUCAAAACUUUCCUACAUACAUAAACUUCUAACAUUUUCGUCACAUCGUUCCAAUUUCAAUCAAACUUUCAAUUUUAACGUGAACUAAACACACCAGUUGUGUUUGUUUGUAGACCCUGUUACAGCUGCUGCAUUCUUGGUUCAAACUAUUGGAAGGGAAAAAUGUCAAGCUGAUGCAAGGUUUGCUAUAUUUCGUUGUGAUGAAUUAGAGCAGCGAAAAGACCUUACUAACCUCCUGCUUGUCUUGUCCACUCCAGUCCACACAGCCACUCGAUCGUUAUCCCUUGUCCGUCUUGCCUUGCCUUGUCGUAAGCUAGGCAAUGGCUAUGCCGCUGCCGCCGCCGCCGCCGCCUCGUCCUCCUCUUGGACGGGGACGGCUCGUCGGAGUAGGACCAGCUCCAGCACCAGCAACGGCCUCCCAAUCCAACCGCCCAGUGCCCCCCCUGCAGCUGCCUCGCUGCCGCUGCCAUCGCUCGGAGGGACCCUGGAGGACGACGGCGGCGGCGAACGGGAGGAGGCGGUGGUGGUCCGACGAGGACAUGGAGGAAGAGGACGACGAGGAGGGAUACGGAUACGACGACGGCGGCGCGCCAGGCGGGUCAGCGCAGGAGCUGUUCGGCGAGCCAUGGUUUUCCAAGCUCUUCCGUGCGUACGGCUACGUGCUGCCGCUGCUGCUGGCGUCCAUGCUGGUGGCCACGGGGCCCAGAGCUUUCCUCAUGGCCAUGGCGCUGCCGCUCGCCCAGUCCGCCAUCUCCUGGGUCGUCUCCUUCUUCACCACCAGGAGUCGUCGGCAGCAGGAGGAGGAGGAGUCGUACGGAUACGACUACGAUGACGAUCCCGCCUUCCAACGCCGAGAGGAAGACGACGACGACGGCGACUACUAUGAUGCCGGGGCAUGGCAAUGGCGGAGCAGGAGCCACCAGCAAUCGACCGAAUCCGGCUCCGGUUUUGGAGGAUGGGAUGACCUCCUCUACGACGAUGAGGAGAAGAAGGAGCAGGAGAGCUCAGGGAAGAAGAGGACGCCACCGGAGCCCGACACGGCGGCGGCUGCUGCCGCCUCCGAUCUGGGACUGGGAUUGCGGGCGAGGAGAGGUCCACGACGCAGCAAUGGCGGCAUGUCGCGAGGAAGAAGCAGCAGCAGCAUGAGGUAUAACCAGGCGCCACUGCUGACGCGCCUUCUCGUGGCACUCUUCCCCUUCCUCGGCUCAUGGUUCAGGAUACUCUAAAUUUGAGAAGAAGAAGAAAAACUGAGAGAUUUCAGCAUUCAGAAUGGAUUGAUUCAUCGUCAGUUCGUCAGACUCUUAUCACAAUUUCCUUCUCCCGGUCAGGUGCACUUUGCCUCUUUUUUGUCUUGGUCAUGUUCACCUGACAAUCACAACUCACAACUUCAUGCAAAUCAAAACAAAAAAAAAAUCACUUGGUUUCUUCAGGAACCAAACCAUGAAAAUUGAGAUGAAAUUUCUGGC